AAGUGCAGCAACAGUUUUAAGGUACGGUCUCCAAAGAGCGUUUGAGCGACACGUUCGAUCGGUUUUUCUUUGUCUUACACGACGUUAACCUAUGUACAUACUCUCUUUACUUCCCUCGGCGGUUGCGGCUCUAAAGUCUAAACUGCUCUAAAAAGCGCAUUGGUAUAGUCUAACGUUUCUCUUCCCUAUCUAUACUAUACCAUGUUGACUUAAUCAUGGACUACAAAACCGGCCCUUAGCUGGUUUAAGUUUAAUUCUAUCUCUGUUCAAUGUUCAUGGUUUACAUCGCUGGCACUCUUUGAGUCUUUGGCCGGUUUCUCUUUACACGAAAUCACCUCGUCAUUCUUGGAAUUGCUUGGAAGUUGGAACGCGGCAGACUGUCGCCAGUCACGCCAGACGAAAACAACUUUGUCACUGGUCACUACAAUUGCUUUUUCUUUCACCUCUUUGUUUUUCACUCAAUAUUAUUCCAUGCUUAUUGCUUAUGCAAAAUUUACCUGUCUUGAAAUAUUUAAAUACUCGUCUUUUUUAAUAAUUAUUAAAUUUUUAUUUUCUAUAUAAAUUAUUUUUAUAAAUCUAUAUAAAUUUACUAACAACAUAAAUAUUUUUAUUUUUUCCUCUUAAACGCAAAGAACAUUUCUCUAUUUACCAUGCACAGUCAUACGUAGCAAAUAGCAAUCGUCAUUUAGUGCAUGUAAAUUUAACGAUUAUGACUGCGGCGUCUCGGGGCAAAAAAGUGCAAUGACGAGUAAGCAACAAGAAAAAAUGUAUACAUAUACAUGUAUAUGUACAUACAAGUGUGGUUGAUCUCGGUAAUCUAUUCGGUUGAAACUUGGCGGAAUUCCUUGAGUGUCGGUGCAUUUACACGAGGGGAGAGGAAAAGAAAAGAUGUGUGACGCGCUACUCACUCAGGAUUUGCGAAAGCGAACACCCUGUGUGCGGUGGUGCUUGUGUCUGAUGCCACAGUCAGGCUGCCAGCAGUAGCACCAGAAACAUAUCAGAGUUUCACGUUUUUAUAUUUUUUAUUACGCAACAGCAACAGCUUAAUAAUGAUAAUAUUCAGAGUAAAAAAAUCAAGGAUUUAUUAUUCAUAUAUAUUUUGUAAAAUUUACAAACAAAACUUUUAUACAUUUUGAGGUGUUUGAAAACUUUUAUUUCUUGCUAUUUUGAAAUUUUAUGAGCAAUUUUAUUUCAGGAAAGUUUUACAGAAGUAAAAGAGUUUGCGUUUAUGUCAAUUAAGUGAUUUGUUUUUAUUACUUAUGUUUUAGUUAAUUUAUUUAUGUGCUCGUUAUAAUGUGCUUUUUAUAAUUUGAGUUUUUUUAACAAUGACGUGUGUGUGCGUGUGUGUAAAUAAGUUAUGAGUGGCGCGGUUCUUUACUUUUGACGUCACGUGCUCUUCUACUCUUUAUUAUUUAUUUUUUACAAUUUUUUUUUGUAAUUACACAAGUAUGUUCGAGAGAAAGAAUAGGUAAUAAAUAGAGAAAAGUGAGCUUCAAUGUAACAGUAAAGUAAAGCGAAUGAAAGAGUAGACAAAAAAAAAAUUAAGUUUAUUUACUUAUGACAAUAGCGUGCUGUGAUCAGUAAUUGUAUUCUAUAAGAAAAAAAAAGAAAAAAAUGAUAUUGAGGAAAUUGUCAAAAGUCAUCAAUUCAGUUAAUAUUCAAAUUUAAGGUGAUAUCUGUUAUAAUGUCGAAGUAAAAAUUCGUGGCAAAACGGCAGGUCUACAUCAGCACCAGAAGUAAACGGAAGGAUAUUAUUUGACAAUAAAACCGUGUAACAUUAUAGCAGAAAAAAAACAUUCUGUACUUGAGAGUAUUGUGGCAAUGACAGACCCGCAAUUGAUGAACAACAAUAACACCACCAACAACAACAAUAACAAUAACAACAACAACAACAACAACAACAACAACAACAACAACAACAACAACAACAACAACAACAACAACAACAACAACAACAACAACAACAACAACAACAACAACAACAACAACAACAACAACAACAACAACAACAACAACAACAACAACAACAACAACAACAACAACAACAACAACAACAACAACAACGAUAAUUUUAAUAAUAAUUAUUAUAAUGCAAUUAAAACUUAUAAUAACGAUGUCGAGCCCAAGUAUUUGCACAAGAAGUUUAAGAAGGUGGCAACGAGUGAGGUUGUACCGAUGGAAAUCUCGAAGGAAAAAUCACCAGUUCUUGAACAAACAACAGGUUUAUCAAAAAGUGUAAUUAUACAACAAGAUAAGCUUAGCAAAGAUAAUAAAAAGUCUUCCAAAUGUGACGACAUAACAACAGGUCUUGAUUGUGAGUCGAGUGAAUCAAGAAAAAGUCGUUAUAUUUGUCCAUAUUGCAAACAAGUCUGUACCAAGCCGAGUGUUCUUAAGAAGCAUAUUAGAUCUCACACAAAUGAACGUCCUUAUCCAUGUACAUCCUGCAAUGUUUCUUUUAAAACACGAUCGAAUCUUUACAAACAUCGUAGGUCUAGGGCACAUGCUUUGAAAACGACAAGCAGAGAGGUUGGAAAGGUCUCUGAAGACUCCGAUGUAAGUUUGUCCGAUAGUGCAAGCAAUGGAACACGCCCAUUGUCUCAACCGCCUGAACUACCAGAUCUAGAGAUGUUGCAAAUAAAAACGAUAAAGACUGGAAAGAUAUAUAAGCCAAAAUUUCACACGGCGAUGCAAUCUAUAAAUAGUGAACUUGAAAUCUCGGUGCCAUUGAACCAUUCUGCAAACAGUUUGUCUAUUACAACGAAUAAUAAGCCAAAUGCAGAACAAGUCCAAGAACAUAUUGAUAAAAUUAUAACAGAUAAUCAAACUAUUGUAGAUGCUGUCGAUCCUCGAUUACAAAAAUUGAUGCAACGGCAACAGAGUUUUUUUGAUACGCAAAAUGCAACUGAACAACCCGUUGAUCUGUCACCUAGUGACGAAUCGACAUCAAAGAAACGUUCUUACAAUCAACAUUCUGUUCAAAACCGAUCUUUGGUAAUACAAGAUCCAGAUAAAUCACCAAUUAUUAUGGAUUUACUUUUGAACUGUCAAAGCCCUGAAAAAAUUAAUGACACUUUGAUCAAUGGGUUUGAAAAUCUCUCUCAUUCAAGUGUUGAUAAUUUUGAUGUUCGACGUGUUUAUUGCAAUGAAGCUUUCUCAACAUCAUCUUCAUUAUCAUCAGUACCUUCACCACCUUUGAAGUAUGAUUCUCAAUUAGAGUUAGAAAUAAAUCAAAAAGAUGACUCGGGAUUACAAAAAUUAAGUGAAUAUCAUCACACAACUCAGCCACUUCCAUCACCAGGUCCUUUACUUGGCAAUACAAGAUUAGUCGACGCUUACGGUCCUUCGUGUGCAAAAAAACUACGUUCAGAAUCUAUUUCUACCCUUCCAAGACCAAAUUCUGUACAAAUGUUCGGGGGUGAAGUUCGCAUAUUAGAUAAUAGUGGAGAAACUAAAACCAUGAGGAUCGAACCGCGACAAACAAAUUCACCAUCUAACGAGCACAAUUCGAAUAGUCAAUGUGCAACUACUGAGACAUCAUCUAUAGUCGUGAGAUCAGGACUUCAUUCAGGUGGUACAAUAGUUCAUAAACCACCAGGUACACCAGCCAGUGCUUGUAUAAAUUCUUCAUUAACAAUUUUAAACACACCAGCCAUUUCAACACCAAUCAUACCAAAUAUAUCAACUCUAAAUAUUGCACCGACAAUGACCUGUUACAAUUACUUACAGCCUCUUACAACUAUCAAUGGUUAUAAUCCUCUCACAUUACCACAGUCUGGCUUAGCAACUAUUUUUCAUGGUGGUAAAAUUAUUCCCUAUGUUCCUGGAAUGCCUGGACCACAUAGUCUCACAAACACAAGUACAGCUCAUAUAUCUCCAAUGCAACAUAAUCGAAUAUCUAUGUGCAAAGUUAUUCCUGGCAUUCCAGGACUUCAUAUGGGAUCACAACCAUUGGAAUUAGAAAGCUCAGUUAACGUCCAAACACAAAGUGAACUUGAUAUCCUAAAAAUACCUACCAGUACCUUGCCAUCGAGUUUGGGGAAUCCUUCAAGUCCCGUAAAUAAAGAAUCCACGGUUGGAUCUAAAACACCAAAUAGUGGGUUUUUAAAUCCUGAGACUUUAACCAAACCCGAAGAUAAGUUUUAUUCUCGAAGUUCUUCAAAACCGAUUUCUCCGUCUUCCAAUGUUAUAGUAAACCGAUAUAUUACAAAUCAAACUAAGCUUACAAUCGAAAGAGGAUCAAAAAUUGAUGAAGGACCUAAGAAUACUUCAAAUGAACUUGAUUUUUGUACGUCUGUGAAUUCUUCUGUCAAAAGAGCUUCCCCGAGAUCUAUUGAGAGCAAAAAGCGAACAAAUCAAUCUGGCGAAAUUUGUCUUCCCUCAAGUGAUAAUAUAAUAAAAAUAUGUGCAUUAAAUUCAAGGAAAAAUGAUGAAUCUUUAUAUAUUGAUGUGAUUUCUAAAUCAGAAAGUGUUUCAAUGGAUAACCUCGUAGUUUAUAAUGAAACCAAAAUUCACGAUAGAAACAGCCAUGAAAAUCCGAUUAAUGAUAAUCGAGAAAAUAAUUCAAAUUUUUUAAGACCAACAUCAUUACCUUUAAAACCUGGCACAUUUGUACCAAAAAGACAUCAUGGAAUAACACCAACAGCCAAUACAGAAAAUUUAAUAACUCCAGAUACACCAAGGCCAAUCAAGUCUUAUGGUCAACUUUUUCUGAAUGGUCACGCAUAUACAUAUCUUGGGUUAAAAUGCUCAACUAAAGUAUUUUAUUGUACUCUUAAUCGUCCUCAACCUAUGUAUGUUCCACAACAACAUGGUUUAUCAAUGUAUUCAAAUUGGAAAAUCUGUCAAGAAGUAUCACUAGAUCUUGAGUUAUCACAUUAUGAUUCUCGACAUCGCCCAUCAAAUUAUGCAAUAGCUCAUAAAGCCGCCGAAAAUAUUUUUACUCACUCAUCAUAUCAUCCGUUCACACCAUCAAGUCCUGAUUCUGGUUUGGAAAGUGAUCCACAAGAAAAAUUACAUAAAGCUACGAUUUUCAAUACUGGAUUUGAGAGCCAUGACGAUUAUAUUUAUGUUAGAGGACGAGGUAGAGGUAAAUAUAUAUGUAAAGAAUGUGGGAUAAGAUGUAAAAAGCCUUCAAUGUUAAACAAGCAUAGCAGGACGCAUACCGAUGUAAGGCCAUAUACUUGUAAAUAUUGUAUAUUUAGUUUUAAAACAAAAGGAAAUUUGACAAAACACAUGAAGUCUAAAUCUCACUACAAAAAAUGUAUUGAACUUGGAACUACUCCAGUACCAACAUCAGUCUGUGAUGAAAAUAUUGACAAAGAUGCUAUUGCCAAAUUGGUUGCUGUUGGAGGAAAUACUGAAGAAUCGUCGGAGGAAGAUGACGAAAGUGACAAUGAAGAAAGUGAAGAUUCUGGUACUGAAGAACAAGAAGCUGCACAAAGUCUUUUGAGACUCUCACAACCAAAUACAAAUCAAUUGCCAGGUUUACUUCCUUCUGGUCGACCAUUAACUUAUCCAUAUGCUCGCGCUAAUUCUAUCAUAGUUACCACUGGCAAAAUACCAACAAUAACGAGCCCUAGUGUUUCAACAACUUCUGCGACGUCUACAGUUAUACAAUCUGUUUCUCACAGAUAUUAUUUUCCUUCAAAUAAAUCAAUAUCUAAAGAAACUCGCGAUAGCGUAAUUCGUUCUUCAAAACUAGAAAAUUCUGAUUUAGACACUAAAGUAUUGGACGAAAUUCUAAAGCAGCGGCAACAGCAGCUUUCCCAACCAAUCGAUUUGACAUUAAAAAUACCCGAUGUUAUUUCGACACCUGUAGUUUCAAGAUCAAAUGAAUUGAAAAUUGCCCCUGUUUCUAAGCCUUUUAUAAUUCAUGCAAUUACGAGAACGCAACAUUAUGAACGGAAGCCAAGAACUGAUGGUCAUAUGCUCCAAGCUUAUUUAACAGAAAAGCACAUGAUGGCGAGUAAAACAAAGCAACAAUAUUUUGUUGCUCCCAGUAGAUGUGAUGAACAUUCUGUAAUUUGUUCAGACAAUGAUUUUACCAAAUCCAAAAAGUAUUUUUCCGGUAGCACCUCUUCUAUAACUUAUACUGAUUCAAUUCAAAUGCAAAAAAUAUUUCUUCAAGAGAAAGAAUGUAAAAAGGCAUGUGAAAAAAACAUAUUUGAAAUGAAAACUUUGCAAUCUGAACAAAAUUUCAUAAAAAAUGAAUCUCGUAUCAAAAAAAAAAAACUUCAUAAUAGACAAGAAGUAUUAGGUACAGAAAACAAAAUCAAGUCGGGUUAUAAACAAAGUCCUAUCAUUUAUGAGAAACAACGAGAUUGCAAGCUGUAUUAUGAGUCAAGCGUGAAUAAUUUAGAGUUCAAUGAUGAAAAUCGAGAUCAGCUUACAAAAGAUAUUACAAACAUUGAUGACAAACCAUCAAACAGAAAACUCGUUGGUCAUAAAUCGCAUGAUCAGCUACAACCACUUGACAUCCAUUCUGAAGAAUUCCGAAAUACAUCUGAAGAUUUAAGAAGUUUUGAAAAACCAGAUAUUAAGCAUCCUAUUCAGUUGUCUAAUGGUCUGAAGCACCCAGUUGCAAGAAAAAUGGUCGUUGCUUCAACACCUUCAGGAGGAUCUUCCAAAUCACAAUCUGAGUUUUUGCAACCUUCUUGCAGACCAACAACUAGUUAUCCCAGUUGCAGUGAAAAUGAGGAUGGAAAAUGUAUCUGCAAUGUCUGCAACAAAGAAUUCAGCAAGAUCAGUCAACUGAAACUCCACAUGAACAUUCAUUACUUUGAGCGUCCAUACAAAUGUGAAAAUUGUUCGGUUUCAUUCCGAGCAAAAGGACAUCUUGCAAAGCAUGAACGCUCAUCCUCACAUAUGAACAAAGUAACCAUGACGUCAACAUUUGGUACCGCAACUUCGAGCAAUCCAAGACCUUUUCAAUGCACCGACUGUAAUGUUGCAUUCAGGAUACAUGGGCACCUUGCCAAACAUCUAAGAAGUAAAAUGCAUAUCAUGAAACUUGAAUGCUUGUGUAAAUUACCAUUUGGGACAUAUGCAGAGAUGGAAAGAUCGGGUAUGAAUAUGAACGAAAUUGACACCACAGAUUGUAUUCAAAGUACUGCUAGUCUACAGAUAAUGGCGCAUAAACUUUAUGAACAUGAUCCAAGUAAUAUGGGUCAAUGGGAUCCUGACAUGAUGCCACAAGGAACGAGUGGUGGUGACACUUCUUCAGAUGAAAGCGAAUCAAUCCUUUCUCAUCAAUAUCAAAAAUUAGCUGACUCAGAGACAGCACAUGCAUAUCACGACACAGUAACCUUAACUCAUACGAAUGAGUCGAAAGAAGAAGAAAUUGAAGAAAUCAAGUCCAAUUCGAAUAUUAAUUCUACAUUGUCUAAUAAGUGCCAAAUAUGUCUAAGAUUAUUGAAAACUUUCGAUGAGUGUCAAGCACACUGUCUGCUUGAACACAACGGUGAAGGAUAUAUAGAAAAAGAAGCUGAAUCAAUCAAUUAUGGUAAUGGUCAUGACGAAAACAUGCAGAAACGUAUUUUUUAUGCUAGACAAACUUGAGAGGACCAAAGUCGAUGAAGGAAACACGAUGUAUAGUGCCAAAGUUUUCCCUACAUUUUUUAAACUACUUUACAAUAAUUUUUUUUUGAAUUAUUAUUUUAGUGCACAGAAUAAAGUUUGAAAAAUCUAUUUUUAUGAAAUUUGUUAUCUGUACAAAGAAUGAAUAAACUAAUUAAAUCUUAAAUAAUCCAUGCAAUUAAAGUAUAAUGAAAUAAAUGGUCACACAUUUAAUAUUAAAAAU
Aphidius gifuensis is the source of this 7798-nucleotide messenger RNA. RefSeq lists its product as uncharacterized. Lineage: Eukaryota; Metazoa; Arthropoda; Insecta; Hymenoptera; Braconidae. The transcript has 6 exons. The record is from RefSeq and is a predicted model, not a curated record. Gene Ontology annotation, molecular function: RNA polymerase II cis-regulatory region sequence-specific DNA binding; zinc ion binding; DNA-binding transcription factor activity, RNA polymerase II-specific. Bases 1822 to 7557 code for a protein of 1911 amino acids. Gene Ontology annotation, cellular component: nucleus. Gene Ontology annotation, biological process: regulation of transcription by RNA polymerase II.